Molecule: messenger RNA, 2374 nt
Organism: Anolis sagrei ordinatus
Lineage: Eukaryota; Metazoa; Chordata; Lepidosauria; Squamata; Anolidae
Gene: CORO2B
Product: coronin 2B
Molecular function (GO): actin filament binding
Source: RefSeq, a predicted model, not a curated record
CUUCAAAACUCCCUGAACCCAGUCCCGCCUUGCCUCCCUGCCUCCCUUGUUUCAUAGAGGCUGCCUGCCGCAUUCUUCGUUCUCCAUCGCCUUGGGAAUUGAACUGGAUUUUAUUUUAUUGACCUGGGAGGAAGUCCCGGCUGCAGUCUGCUGGAAAGGCACUUUGUCUGGCAGGAUGCAUAAUUGAAGCCGUAUAGAUCCUUUUAAGUGCUUCUUGGGCGGGUAAUGGACCCUCUGCGGUGAGCCGGCGGCAGCCGUUCUCCUCUGACCCGGCAACACUCUGUGCCUGAAAGCAUUUUCUGUGCGGUGCCUCCAUGCUCCCUGUCCUUGGGGCCUGAAAGAUGUCAUGGCGGCCGCAGUAUCGCAGCUCCAAGUUCCGGAACGUUUACGGCAAAGUGGCCAACCGGGAGCACUGCUUCGAUGGGAUCCCCAUCACCAAGAACGUCCAUGACAACCACUUCUGCGCCGUCAACACCAAAUUCCUUGCCAUCGUGACGGAAAGCGCCGGAGGGGGAGCCUUCCUUGUUAUCCCAUUGGAACAAACCGGCCGGAUUGAGCCCAACUACCCCAAAGUGUGUGGCCAUCAGGGCAACGUGCUCGACAUCAAAUGGAACCCUUUCAUUGAAAAUAUCAUUGCCUCCUGCUCAGAGGACACCUCAGUCCGGAUAUGGGAGAUCCCGGAGGGGGGCCUGAAGCGCCACAUGACGGACAGUGUACUAGAGCUCUAUGGACACAGCCGGCGCGUCGGGCUCGUCGAAUGGCAUCCGACGGCCAGCAACAUCCUCUUCAGCGCUGGAUACGACUACAAGAUCCUCAUCUGGAACCUGGAUGUUGGGGAACCCGUCAAGAUGAUCGACUGCCACUCAGACGUCAUCCUCUGCAUGUCCUUCAACACGGACGGCAGCUUGGUUGCCACCACUUGCAAAGACAAGAAGCUCCGGGUCAUUGAGCCACGCUCCGGGAAGGUCCUCCAGGAGGCAAACUGUAAGAAUCAUCGUGUGAACCGGGUGGUCUUCCUAGGGAAUAUGAAGAGGCUGCUCACCACGGGGGUCUCACGGUGGAACACGCGGCAGAUCGCUCUUUGGGAUCAGGAAGACCUCUCCAUGUCCUUAAUCGAAGAGGAGAUUGACGGAUUGUCCGGCCUGCUAUUCCCUUUCUAUGAUGCCGACACUCACAUGCUGUACCUGGCAGGAAAGGGAGACGGGAACAUCCGUUACUACGAAAUCAACACAGAGAAGCCAUAUUUCACGUACCUCAUGGAGUUCCGCUCCGCAGCCCCACAGAAAGGCCUCGGAGUGAUGCCCAAGCAUGGCCUAGACGUGUCCAUGUGCGAAGUGUUCCGCUUCUACAAGGUCAUCACGCUCAAGGGCCUCAUUGAACCCAUUUCCAUGAUUGUGCCCAGGAGGUCAGAAACGUAUCAGGAAGACAUUUACCCCAUGACUCCAGGAACUGAACCUGCCCUCACUCCGGAUGAAUGGCUCAGUGGAACGAAUAGAGAUCCCAUUUUAAUGUCCUUAAAGGAAGGCUAUAAGAAAGUUUCCAAAGUAGUUUUUAAGGCACCCAUAAGAGAGAAAAAGAGUGUUGUCGUGAAUGGGAUCGAUCUCUUGGAAAACGUGCCCCCCAGGACAGAGAAUGAGCUCCUGCGAAUGUUCUUCCGGCAGCAGGACGAAAUCCGGCGGCUGAAGAGCGACCUUUCGCAGAAGGACGUCCGCAUCCGGCAGCUGCAGCUGGAGCUGAAGAACCUCCGCAACAGCCCCAAGAACAAUGAACUCUGAGGGACAUUUUCUAACGGAGAGGAAAACACCCCUUGUUUAUGAUCCCCUGCCCUAUGAUUCCACUGUGUCCACCUUAAAAAACCCCGUUGAGGUAUGAGCCUGAAGUCCCCCCAAAAGCCGAGGCCUACUAGCUGGAAGUCGGUUCCUUCGUUGGCCAUUACUUCAGACUCAAAGACGUUGUAUGCAAUGCGAACGACUGCAUGAAAAGAACACGAGAUCCUCCAGAGUCAGGAGGAGAAUGAACCCGUUCCUUAAAGUUAGAGCAUUAACCUAUUCAUUUCAUCCUUUGAGCUUUCAGGGGAUGAGAACGGAAAGCCUGCUGCCCUGACAGAAAGCAAGCCGAAUUUAUUCCUAUAUAGAUAUAUAUUUGUUCCUAUGCAAAGUGUGACUGACAAUACACACUGGGGUACAGAACUGGAAUUCAGGUUAGAAACCACAAAAUAACUGGAAGGUACAGGGAUGAGCUAAAUAUGCCUUUUCUCGCUUGGAGCAAAGACGACGAUCCCAGCAUCUCUUUAUAGGAUCCCAAAAGGCCAUGCUUUCUCAGCGUUCCUUAACCCACCCGUCCCUAGACAUUGCACAUCUUUCCAUUCAGAUCC